Molecule: messenger RNA, 6608 nt
Organism: Spirodela intermedia
Lineage: Eukaryota; Viridiplantae; Streptophyta; Magnoliopsida; Alismatales; Araceae
Source: the annotation of a GenBank genome assembly
AUGGCGGCUUCCUCUUCUCACCUCGCUUCUGCGUCGGCGCGCUCGGUCUCCGUGUCCGUUCCCGUCCCUAGAUCCGUCGGCGGUUUCAGAUUCGAGCGCCCCGGAGGUGGGUCGGACAGGUUGCUGGCCCUCGGGGGGAUCGGGAGCGGUCGGAGGCGCUCGGCGAGGUCGCUCUCCGUGAGGAGCGUCGCCAGCGAGCGCGAGACCAAGGAUGCAGCCUCACCCAACGAAGGCAUGCGUUUCCUGCUCUCUGUCGUAUUCGGAUUGUAGAUUGAUCGAUUUGGUUUUUUGAUCUGUUUUUGAGCUGGUAGUUUCUGCUGCACGACCGGGUUAUGGUUUUCGUCCGAUUUCUUUGUGUGAUCUCCUUGAUUUUUUUGAGGACUUGUAGGCAAUAGGGUGACGAUACAUUCAGCCACCCAAAGAAGCCGUGCUUACUGUAUACUUAAUUCUAAUCACGUGUAGAUAGGACAGGUGCCCUUUGAAUGCUUUCUCUCGGAAUAGGCUGUCCUGCCUAGCUUGCUUUACGUGUAUCAGGAGAAUUUUCCAUAUAGAAGGCGUCCGCUUUACCAGCAGCUACAGUACACUUGGAUGCUAGCCACUAAUUUUCAAGAACUAUAUGCUAUAAUGGGUUGCAUCGUCUCUGAUGCGUAGAGCAUUUUGGAGUUUUAGCUUGUGAGCCUUCACGCUCGGUUUUAGCACAGUGACAGAAGGAUUUUAACUGGCUCAUGUCAUGAUAAAAAAAAUAUCCCAGAAAAGAAAAAAAUGAUUUCCUAAUGCCCAUAAAUUACACGGUCACAAUCCUCAAUUCUUCUUCCUCUACGUUUAUAUACUUUAAACUAAUUUGGUUUUUCAGUUAGUGUCAGUCUGUUCGUUAUCGAUUUCGGUCGUGGUUAUAUGAUGAGAGAAAAAUCCUCAGCGGCGAAUUUGUGUUGCAGGGAUUCCUUUUGUUCUAAACUCUCCUGUGAAUGAUCCUGCAUCCAUUGCAUCCAGCAUCAAAUACCACGCAGAGUUUACACCCUCAUUCUCUCCGGAAUGUUUUGGACUCCCCAAGGCUUAUGUCGCUACAGCUGAAAGUGUCCGUGAUGCACUUAUCAUAAAUUGGAAUGCGACCAAUGACUAUUACGAAAAAACCAACGUGAAACAAGCAUACUACCUCUCCAUGGAAUUCCUGCAGGUCACUCCUCAAUAUCCUUUUGUUAUUAUGAUGUCUAAAACAUUGUCAACGUUCUUGUUAGUUUAUAUUUUUAUUUUAAACUUAUUGGUUAUGAAUGGAUGCUCUUUAGAUUCUGUCACUGGAAAUGUAACUUGAUUUUCUUGUUCUGGCACAGGGUAGAGCACUAUCAAAUGCAGUUGGUAAUUUAGAGCUGACCGGUGCAUAUGCAGAGGCUUUGAAAAAACUUGGUCAUAGCCUUGAGGACGUGGUAAAGCAGGUAGGCCACUUUUCUCAGUUCAACGAGACUAGCACAGCUCGUAUAACAUGAAAAGAUUAGAACCGGUAAUUUUCUGCCAAUGUGGUAUUCAUGAAUCACAAAAUAUGUUUCUGCAUAAUCAAGUGGCAUCUUCGACUCAUUCAUAUUUAUAUAAAAAUACUGAAGGAUGUACACUGUCUUGACAAACAGGAACCAGAUGCUGCUCUCGGAAACGGUGGUCUCGGUCGUCUCGCCUCCUGUUUUCUGGAUUCUCUUGCAACAUUAAACUAUCCUGCGUGGGGUUACGGCCUCAGAUACAAGUAUGGCUUAUUCCAGCAGCAUAUAACCAAAGAUGGUCAGGAGGAAGUUGCAGAAAGUUGGCUUGAGGUUAAAUUCUCCCGACAUCUGUCAUGUUUCAUUUAAGGAUAUUCUUUUAUCGGUGAUCUCAUGUGUGUUUGUUAUUGCAAUGAUUGAAUCUAUUUGUGCAUCUUUCCGAUGCUUCGGUUUGACUCACUGACAAUUUUUCUUGGACUGUUGGUCCAUUUUGUCAUCUGAUUCAAGUUGAUCAGUUGUUGAAUGAUUGAUGCAUUAUACUGAUAUUUCUACUGCAGAUGGGAAACCCGUGGGAAAUCGUUAGACAUGAUGUCUCCUACCCAGUGAAAUUUUAUGGAAAAGUGGUUGUCGGUUCUGAUGGGGCGAAACACUGGAUUGGCGGGGAGAACAUAAAAGCUGUUGCGUAUGAUGUUCCGAUACCUGGGUAUAAAACCAAGACCACAAUUAAUCUUCGUCUGUGGUCAACAAAAGUGUCAUCCCAAGAUUUUGAUUUACAAUCCUUCAAUUCUGGACACCAUGCAAAAGCAAACGAGGCCCAUGCAAAUGCUGAAAAGGUUUGCAUUCUUGCAAUAUAAAAUACGAUUGAGAAUGGUUGUUUUUCUUGUUGAACUCUUCUUUCUCUGUAAACCUUGGUUUUUAUGAUUACAAUAUAGAAAAUGCAUUCUGAUGUGAGGCCUGAUUUUCGACAUGGAAAUACAUGUACAUCCUUAGAGGUUCUGUGGGAUGAAGGAAUCCUGUGGAUGAGUUCUUGUAAACUUAAUUUUGAUGUGUUUUUUUUCUGAAUUUCAGGUCCUAUUUUAUUUCAUCAGAGAAUAUUCAUUUUUUUUUAAAAAUGGAUACACUAUUUUAGUGUUUAUUAUUUCAUUAAUUUCUCUUUAUAGAAAAAGCGUUCCCACGUGGAUCCUGUAGGGCGGUAUGUUGAUACGUUUCAUUCAAGUUUUUUUGUGCUUGUUUGAUAGACUUUUGUGUUAUUUCCUUGUUUUCUGCCAAUCCUUAAAAAACUUUGGUUUUGAUAGAUUUGCUACAUCCUUUAUCCCGGAGAUGAAUCAUUGGAGGGAAAGACUCUUCGUUUGAAGCAACAAUAUACUCUGUGCUCUGCUUCUCUUCAAGACAUUAUUGCGCGUUUCGAGAGGAGGUCGGGAAAAUCUUUGAAUUGGGAAGAAUUCCCGAAGAAAGUUGCAGUGCAGAUGAACGAUACCCACCCAACUUUGUGCAUUCCGGAGCUUUUGAGGAUAUUGAUGGACGUCAAAGGUCUGAGCUGGAAAGAGGCCUGGAAUAUUACUAAGAAGUAAGUUUCAACAUUAGAACUUUAGUAAUAUCUCCCUUUAAAGUUUUAUUACUUGAAGAAUCAAGGGGAAAAUUUUAUUCUCUUUUUCACGCUAAAAUUUAAUUGAUACACUCAAGUAGCUUUCUCAUGCUGCCACAUAUCAGCAUAACUUUUUUGAGGAUCCUUUAGUUAAAUGGAAAAUGUUGAUUUUGUAACUGUAUCCUACAAACGAGUUAAUAUGCCAGAAGGUGUGGCUUUUGGAAACUUUUACUUUUUGAUCUGAAUAUGAUAUCAACGAAUAGGGGUAGCUUGCCGUGUCAAACAUGCGAUUCCACCAAUAUUUCCUGAACCCCUUUCAAAGUGGCAUCCAUUCAUUGACAGGAUAGGAUACCCUGUGAAGAUUUUCGUUAUUUACCAAGUCCAGCAUAUUUGCCAGUUCAAACCUUUUAUUAACCAUCAGCCUGUUUUUACCUCAGAGAAACUUCGUUGACUUGUGGAUGGAAAUAUCAUAAACCAAUUUUUUAAUUUGAUGAAAUAUUUUAUACAUGGUUGGGGUAUCAUACAUCAUGUAUGAUUCAUCAAGUGUACCAUAUGUACCGAUGUGAUCUUGUUGGUAAUUAAAAUACGAAGCAUUUUUCCUGCAUGCUGAAAUAUAGAUGUUUGAGUUUGAACAUCGCAAUGUUGAAUCUAGUAAAGACAGUCCAGGUAGGAUCUAUACUUGUUUUACAGUUUUGAGGAACAUUGUUUUUUUUUAUCGGCAUUAUGAAAACAUAUGAUGCAUCAGUCAAUUCCAAGUACGCUAUAACUUUAGUAUCAGACUUAUUAAAUGGGCAGUAGGUUUUAAAAAAAAAACAUUAUCUUGUAUAAUUAUCGUGGCUAAUAAACAUGUUUACGUCUUUAUGCUGAGCGUCUUCUACGUUUUAGUCGAAAUGAUGUUCUUCUCUUUCCAUUGACUCGAAAGCUUUUUCUGUGGUAAUUAUCAUAACAUUAACAAAAAGCUGGUGAUUUUUGCUUCGACCCUGGUCAAAUGGUGCUCAUUUUUUAUUUAUCAAAUGACUUUGACCCCAGAACCGUGGCAUACACCAACCACACAGUUCUCCCCGAGGCUCUUGAGAAAUGGAGUCUCGAUCUUAUGCAGAAGCUUCUUCCUCGGCAUGUUGAAAUCAUAGAAAGUAUUGAUGAAGAGGUAGUCUCUUUGUGGGAAAUUAUAAAGGAUUUUUUUUAACACUAAAUUUUAUUGGCUAUUCUAACUUGGAAUUAUUUAUAUCUAAACAGCUAAUUCAGACCAUUAUUUCCGAGUAUGGAACCGCAGAUCUUGAUCUGCUGCAGAAAAAAUUGAAAGAGAUGAGAAUUCUUGAGAACCUUGAUUUCUCUCCUUCUGUCGCACAAUUGUUUGUUAAACCCAAGAAAGCUAAAUCAAAAAAGAAAGUGUUGGUUGCUGAUGUGCCUAAGAGCGAGGAAGUUGAGUCCGAAGAUCAGGAAUCUACUGAUGAAGAAUCUACUGACGAAGAAUCUACUGACGAAGAAUCUAGUGAUGAAAAACCAGAAAAAAAGGAACCAAAAUCUACACUCCCGAAAAUGGUCCGGAUGGCAAACCUUUGUGUUGCUGCUGGUCACGCAGUCAAUGGUGUUGCGGCAAUUCAUAGUGAGAUCGUGAAAGACGAGGUGUUUAACGACUUUUACAAGGUGACAAUUCCUGGGGCCUAGACUACACUCACGUUUAUUUUCAGAAUUUUUUUGGUGCCUCCACGUCUUAUCCGAUGCCUUAAAUUCAUAGUUCUAUCAUCCACAUGUCUUGAGUUCUAUUACACUCACUCUUUCUUUCUUUUUCUUUUUUUUUGGCUUCUUUGCUGUUUCUAGAUGUGGCCUGAAAAGUUUCAGAACAAGACCAAUGGCGUGACUCCAAGACGGUGGCUAAGCUUCUGCAACCCUGACUUGAGUGAGAUUAUAACCAAGUGGCUUGGCACAGAUGACUGGAUUCUAGACACCGAGAAACUGGGAGAGCUUAGAAAGGUGAUCCAUCUUUUCCUAUGAAGUCUUUUGAAUACAAAGCUUAUCUAUGCGGUCUGAAGUCAAAGAACACGCCUAAAUCUGGAAUCAUUUCAAAAAAUUACGCGUUGCUCUUUCCAUUUCUUCCUACCACCCUAAAUCUGCUAGCCUGACAUUGCCUGCGUGGUGUCCGCAGUUUGCCGACAAUGAAGAUCUCCAAGCCGAAUGGAGGGCCGCCAAGCUGAGCAACAAGCUGAAGGUCGUCUCUCUGAUCAAGGAAAGAACAGGAUACGUUGUCAGCCCAGACGCAAUGUUCGACGUGCAGGUAGAACACGAUAAUCUUUUCUUCUCUGGCUUCUUCAAGAUCUGAACUAGGAAACGGGCUCUCAGGUGAAGCGCAUCCACGAGUACAAGCGCCAGCUGCUGAACAUCCUGGGAAUCGUCUACCGCUACAAGAAAAUGAAGGAGAUGUCAGCCGAAGAAAGAAAAGCGAAGUUCGUCCCUCGGGUGUGUAUCUUCGGAGGCAAGGCGUUCGCCACAUACGUCCAGGCGAAGAGGAUAGUGAAGUUCAUUACCGAUGUGGCUGCCACCGUGAACAAUGACCCCGAGAUUGGAGAUCUCCUCAAGGUGCGUCUCGGACUUGUUGGACGAAUAUUUCUUAUGAUCCGCGUUGACCUGCUAAAUUGCUUAUUCGGGUCAACUGCACGAGCUUUUCAAUUGAAUCGGGCAUGCAUCUUCAGGUCAUCUUCGUUCCUGACUACAAUGUCAGCGUCGCUGAGCUGCUCAUUCCCGCCAGUGAACUAUCCCAGCACAUUAGGUAUACUUAUACUCGCCGUCAGAUGGGAUUAUUUUUCCUUUUUGGAUUCCCGAGUCAAUGCACUGAUCUCUCUCUCUCUCUCCCUCUCUCUUUCUCUCUCAGCACUGCUGGGAUGGAGGCCAGCGGAACCAGCAACAUGAAAUUCUCAAUGAACGGCUGCGUCCUGAUCGGCACCCUCGACGGAGCCAAUGUGGAGAUCAGAGAAGAGGUGGGAGAAGAUAACUUCUUCCUCUUCGGCGCUCGGGCCGAGGAGAUCUCAGGCCUGAGGAAAGAGAGAGCGGAAGGGAAGGUAACCCCCAUCCCACCCACUCAGUGAUGAACAACAAACACGGCCCUCUUGACCGGUCUAAUCUCUCUCUCUCUCUCUACUGUGUGUGAUGCAGUUUGUGCCGGACCCACGGUUCGAGGAGGUGAAGAAAUACGUCCGAAGCGGGGUGUUCGGGAGCUACAAUUACAGCGACCUGAUCGGGUCCUUGGAAGGGAACGAGGGCUUCGGCCGCGCGGACUACUUCCUCGUCGGCAAGGACUUCCCCAGCUACAUCGAGUCCCAAGCCGAAGUUGACGAAGCCUACCGCGACCAGAAGGCGAGUUAGCCAUUUACUCUCUCCCUUCUCUUCGUUACGCGACGAUUUUUCUGACACGGCCUUCUUUCUCUCCCUCUCUCUCUCGACGCCAGAAAUGGACGCGGAUGUCCAUACUGAACACGGCGGGCUCCUACAAGUUCAGCAGCGACCGGACGAUCCAUGAGUACGCCAAGGAAAUCUGGAACAUCGAGCCGGCUCCGCUUCCUUGA